UGUGCAAAGCUCAGUGAGUCACCGCAGGAAUACAAGGUGCGGUUCUCCCAGAGGCACUAGAAGCCGACCCUGCCUGUUAGCUCUCAGUCCUAAGCAAACGAGAGACCGAGCUAGCACUCACAUCUGCUGCAGCCUACACUACCCCGCGACCAUGUUUAAGUGCGGUAUUGCCUAUCCCAGGUGCAAAUGGAUCUUGCCUCUGCUGCUCCUCUUCGCAAUCAUAUUUGAUAUUAUUGCCCUGGCUGGCAAAGGCUGGGUUGAGACAGAGAGCGGUACUGAAUAUGCCUCGCUGUGGGAAAGAUGCGUCGGUGCAAACAACAACUUGGUGUGCAACUCUAUUAUGGACUAUGCAUGGGGAAAAGCAACAGCAGCUCUUCUGAUCAUUGGAUUCAUCAUCCUCAUAAUCUGCUUCAUUAUCUCCUUUGUUGCACUUUGUGUGCCAAAUAUUGGUUUGCUGAGAGUUAUCGGCGGGCUUCUCCUCUUGGCAGUUAUUCUGCAGAUCAUUGCUCUGAUCAUAUAUCCAGUUCACUUCACCAAUGAUCUAGCAACAAACCAACAAAACUAUCUGUACAGCUGGACCUAUGGUUUUGGAUGGGGCAGCACUAUCAUCAUGUUUGGCUGUGCUAUCUUUUUCUGCUGUCUCCCCAACUAUGAAGAUGAACUUCUUGGCAAUGUGAAGACCAAAUAUUUCUACACUUCUGCUUAAACAAUACGUGCCUAAGACUUCAAUGACAGAAAGAGACUUGUGUCCAUUUGCAAUACUACGUAUAAAGUUGCUAGUCUACUGAACAUAUUCUAUAUAUUUUUUUUUUUUAUUGGAACUUUUUCUAACUUGCCACUUACUAAGAGUUAUAGCAAUUAAAGGGACACUGAUCCCAAUUUUUACUUUCAUGAUUCAGAUGGAGCAUGCAAUUUAGUUUAGAAACCGGCCCAUUUUUGGUUUACAACCUGGGUUGUGCUUGCUGAUUGGUGGCUAAAUGCACCCACCAUUAAUCAAGUGCUGUCCAGGGUACCAAACCAAAAAAGUCUGACUCCUUAGCUUAGAUGCCUUCUUUUUUAAAAUAAAGAUAAGAGAAUGAAGAAAAAUUAAUAGGAGUAAAUUAGAAAGUUGCUUAAAAUUGCAUGCUCUAUCUGAAUCGUGAAAGAAAAAAAUUGGGUUUAGUGUCCCUUUAAGCAGACACAUUUUAAUAAACAUUUUUCUAGAACUGAAUAUAUAUUUUUUAAAUGCAAUAUGGGUACAUAACCUGCUACUAGUUUUUGGUAAAUAAUUGUUAACUCACAUUUUUAUUGUAAAUGUACCAUGAAACUAGAAUUAUAUUGAUAUGAUCCAAUAUGUUUUUAAUUAGAUGUCUUACCUUUUUUUAUUAUAAAAAUAAAGUAAUUUGUUCCUGUAUAAAAGUGUACUAUAAUAACUCGUGGCUAAAUGUCAAGUGUGUUACCUAGUGUAUGUAUUGUUAACAUAAAGAUGUGUGUUAAGUUUGAGAUUAAUUCCUCAAAUAUUCGUUGUUUUCCCUUUAUGAAAAAUAGUGACUUUUAUUAUUAAUAUUCUCCAUGCAGAUAGAAAUACAAAUGUUUGCUACUUUUUUUUACAUUGCUGUUGAAUCUAGUGCUGCCUAAUAUAUUGUAAACAAUUAAAUGCAAAAUGUAGAUUAAAUAAUAAAACAAAUUAAAUCUUAAUGUUUCUACUAAACACAUGGAUUAAGAGCUCAGGUUUGUGUAGUUCAUUGUUAACAUUGUUUGAAGUUAGUGAGGGACCAGCAUGCCAGAUUUUUAUUUUCUCUCAUAGUAAUCUUUUCAUCCAUUUUAAUGUUUUGUGUUCCUAAAGGGAUAUGUUAGCUGAAAGUAAACUGGUGUACAGUUAUAGGGAAGGAAGCUUUGUUGUUGAUGGUUGUUGUGUCUUUGUUGUUUUGCAUUUUACUAUUUACCCACAGCCCUUUAGCUGCAGCAACAUGCAUGUAUUUGUAUGUGGAAUUUGGCACAGUGCGCUGGUAACCCCUGUCUAUUUUUGUAGUGGGGGAGCUGAUCUAACUUUUAUCAUGUAAUAUUAUAUUUUCUUAUAUGUAUUAAACAUAAAGAAAAUGCUCAAUCUCUUAAAAACCAACUCAUAUUUUACUUACGGUAACGGUGUAUGUGCAGAUGUAGGGGAAAUCAAAAUUGCCAAAUCCUGGACAGGGGGUGAUGGUGAUACUAUAGCAUAAAAUUGAAGGUGCAAAUAAGAAAGAAAAAAAUCUCUCUGUUCAGUCCUUUUUUUGGCUGUACAUAUGACACUGGACAUUAGGGGGGAAAUUUAAUUCACUCAAAGCUAGGGUUGUCACCUCACUCAUGUUUUCCUGGACAGUUAUAAGUUUUACUUGCUGCAGGGUGUGCAUGGAGGAACAGCUCUAGUCAAGUGAUGUCCAGAGGCAAAAUGCAUGUUCCUCCCUGCAGCAUGUAUAACUCCUAACUGGCCAGGAAAACAUGGCUGAGGUGGCAACCCUACUCACAGCUGGGGCCGUAAUAAACCACCACCCCUAGAAUUGUCACUGCUUCUGGACCCACUGGGAGCCUUUAUCAGAAUUGUACAGAACGUUUUACUGUUUGUUUCUUCCUAUGGAGACUUGUAUUUGAUAAUGUUUAGUAGGUAAAAGUAAUUAGUUUUCUGCAUUUAUUUUAACUAUACAAUAAUCUGCUUUUAGACUCAAGUGGAAGUUUUAGUUAAUGUAUGUUGGGCGAAUUUACAUAUUUAUCCAGUGUUUUGUUUUUUUUGCGAAGUCCUUAGUUUUCUUAAAAGUAAAUAUGUUGCUUGUUUGACAUUUGCAAUCUAAAGAAAUACCCUCUGCUUUUUACCUUUAUGUAAACCACCAGAUUCUGCCUUUGUUAGAACUGUUUUGGUCACCUCACUGUGCCGUAGUCUGUGCAGCGUUUGGUAUUAGAAAUACAGCAUAAGUUUGCAUUCUCUCAAUAUUUUUUUUUUUUAAAUUGGUGGAAGGUUAUCUUAAACCCUAUGCACUGGAUUAUAUAUCAUUUUGGUGUGUUUUAAUAUGGAGGGUUUUUUUUUGUGUGUGGUUUUUUAGAACAUUUUAGCACUAAUGGAUGACAUCCUACAUGUAUUGUAAUGUUUACUCUACUAAUAAAGUGAUGUAUGUAUGCUCAUGAACUUUACAAGCAUAACCUGCUGAAUGAGUUUUAUUUGAAAAGUGACCAUGCCAAGGUCACCAAUCACCUGUGUAUACUAUAAAUUCUUAUUUAUCUUCCCAUCAAACAAUGGCUGUUAGUCUGUAUUUUAAAGGACAUGAAACCCCCCUUUUUUAUGAUUCAUGUAGAGAAUGCAUUUUAAACCUACGUUCCAAAUUACCACUAUGAUUUAAUUUUCUUUGUCCUCUUGAUAUAUUUUGUUGGAAAACAUACCUAGGAGCAGCAAUUCAUUACUAGGAGCUAGCUUCUGAUUGGUGGUUGCACAUACCUGUAUAUGGCUCUCCUGAUGUGUUCAUCUAACUCCCAAUAGCAAAUUAGGAAGUAGAAGUAAAUUAGAAAGUUGUUUUAAAUUGUAUGCUCUGUCUAAAUUAUGAUUUAUUUUUUGGGUGGGGUUUCAUAUCCCUUUAAUCUUUGCAUAACAAACCUCAUUGUUUAGCUUAAAAAUAUCUGGCACCACCUUUGUUGUUGUGCUUUAUUGCGCUCAUGAACUGGUAACAUUUUUAGUUGUUCCAUAAAUACUUACUAAGCAGUGAUAUGUCAGUCUAACUGUGCAUAAAAGUCCAAAUUAAAUCAUUGAGAUACAGUGUAAAAUGUCCAAUUUAUUUUCAGUAUCAAAAUAUAACUUUUUUUUUUUUUCUCAUGGUAUUACUUGUUAAAAGUUAGUUUAUUUCCAUGAGAGCAUACUGAGGUAAGCUCAGAAGCGUACAAGUGUUUUAUGUGUUAUACAGCACAUGCUUGCUGCUAUGUUUAUAACAAUGUUUAAGAUACAUGCAUAAUCUCAUGAAAAAGAGCUAUUUCAACAAAUAAAAACAAGAUAAUUUGAUAGUGAUUGGAAUUUUUAUACUUUGUGCUCUAUCUAAAUCAUUUUACUUUUGUCGUCCACAAUGACUUUAACAUGGGACUCUAUUCACAAAGAGACGAACUGGAAGUGAAUUGUACGUGAUUUGAAAUCUUUAUCUAUGCAUUACAAAGGGCCAAACCCAGUGAGCAUCUCUUGCAAGAAGAGUUGUUAGCCCUGUAAUUAUGCAUAGUUAAAGGGACACUAAACCCACAUUUUUUUCUUUCAUGAUUCAGAUAGAGCAUGACAUUUUAAGCAACUUUCUCAUUUACUCCUAUAAUUUCUUCUUUUGCUAGCUUUAUUGAAAAAGCAGGAAUGUAAAUCUUAGCAGCCAGCCUAUUUUAGGUUCAGCGCCAUGUAUAGCCCUUGCUUAUUGGUGGCUGACAUUUUGCCACCAAUAAGCAAGCAUAAUCCAGGUUCUCAACCAAAAAUGGGCCGGCUCCUAUGCAUCACAUUCUUGCUUUUUAAAUAAAGAUAACGAAGAAAAUUUGAUAAUAGGAGUAAAUUAGAAAGUUGCUUAAAAAUUGCAGGCUCUAUCUGAAUCCUGAAAGAAAAAAAUUGGGUUUUUAGUCUCCCUUUAAAGUGAUAGGAAAGUCAAAAUUAAACUUGCAUGAUUCACAUAGAGCAUGUAAUUUUAAGACCCUUUUAAAUUCCCUUCUAUUUUCAAAUGUGCUUCGUUCUCUUAGUAUCUCUUGUUAAAAAAAUAAUACACACAUAUCAUACACUAGUGGGAGCUGCUGCUAAUUGGUGCCUGCACACAUUUGUGUCUCUUGUGAUUGGAUAACUAGAUGUGUUCAGCUUCCUGCCAGUAGUGCAAUGCUGUCCCUUCAGCAAUGGACAACAAGAGAAUGAAGCAAAUUUGAUAAUAGAAGUAAAUUGCAAAUUUGUUUAAAACUGUAUGUUCUAUCUGAAUCAUAAAAGAAAAUUUUGUGGUUUACUAUCCCUUUUAAUGCUGUGUACAAUUCAACUAAAAUAGGAGAAUUGCAGGUGAAUUGUAUGCAGCAUUAACCAUGCAAUGCAGGAGAUACUCACUGGGAUUAACCCCUUCAUAAUUUAUAGUUUAUGGCGGGGAUUAAAUGUUUCCGUUCACCUCUUUAUGGAUAGACCCCAUCGUCUUCUGGCACCCAAAGUUAAGUCAAAUAACUCUGCUUAGUAUUUUUAUUAUUUUAUCAUCAACUAUGUAAUACACAAGUUACACACAACUAAAUGACAUGCAGUAACAUUGUUAAAGGGACAUACUACUCAUAAUAUUUCUGUUGUAUUAUAAAUAACAAAUAUAUUUUAAAAUAUUUUGGAAUGAAAAUGGUUAAGCAAAAUGUCUAAAUUUGAAGAGAAAAGAACAGGAAGUGUUUUACUGUGUACAAAUGAGUCCUGGGACUUUUUGCUUACUGGUUGAUAGGGACAACACCUACAGAAAAAAAGUUGGGUUACUCCGCACCAUGGAGCUGUAAUACAUUGGCGAACAUUCUAUUUUAGGUGAAACUGAAAAUAGUUAAGUAUCAUUAGUGUGUUGUAGUUGGAGAGUACAUAAACAGUUAAUUUGCAAAUAAAAUGUAACAGGAUAUAUAAAUGAAAUAUUGCUAUGUAUUUUGAUACCAAAGACAAUUGUGAGGUACAAAAUGACCCUAUUUUUCUGACUUUCAUUUUUAUUAAAAUUUAGAACAAGAAAAAAAAA
This is a messenger RNA of Bombina bombina (fire-bellied toad), 5687 nucleotides long. It is a transcript of the gene PERP, whose product is annotated as p53 apoptosis effector related to PMP22. Gene Ontology annotation, biological process: cell-cell adhesion. Gene Ontology annotation, cellular component: cell-cell junction; membrane. The record is from RefSeq and is a predicted model, not a curated record. The transcript is spliced from 3 exons. Lineage: Eukaryota; Metazoa; Chordata; Amphibia; Anura; Bombinatoridae. The coding region runs from base 152 to 706 and encodes 184 amino acids.